UAUAAAAACCAACUCAACGCAGCUCCUUCCUACCACUUCUCUUCCCUCUUUCCUCUUUUGUGAGCAAGGUUAACCUUGUCCCGAGCCAUGUCCUGCUACGAGCGAUGUCCCCCCACCUCCUGCGGCCCCACGCCGCUGGCCAACAGCUGCAACGAGCCCUGCGUCCGGCAGUGCCAGGACUCCACCGUGGUCAUCCAGCCCUCGCCCGUGGUGGUCACCCUGCCCGGGCCCAUCCUCAGCUCCUUCCCGCAGAACACCACCGUGGGAUCCUCGGCGUCGGCGGCCGUCGGGAACGCUCUGAGCGCCGGCGGGGUCCCCAUCAACUCGGGGGGCAGCUCCUUGGGCUUUGGGGGUUUUGGCUACCCCGGGCUGGGCAGCGGCUACAGCCGGCCCUACCGGCGCUACAACCCCUCCCGCAGCGGCUUCUACGGGCCCUGCUGA
Messenger RNA from Hirundo rustica (Barn swallow), 441 nucleotides. RefSeq names its product feather keratin 4-like. The coding region runs from base 88 to 441 and encodes 117 amino acids. The record is from RefSeq and is a predicted model, not a curated record. Gene Ontology annotation, cellular component: intermediate filament. Gene Ontology annotation, molecular function: structural constituent of cytoskeleton. NCBI's taxonomy places the organism in Eukaryota, Metazoa, Chordata, Aves, Passeriformes, Hirundinidae. The transcript has 2 exons.